Messenger RNA from Chaetomium strumarium, 1682 nucleotides. RefSeq names its product acyltransferase family-domain-containing protein. Gene Ontology annotation, biological process: polysaccharide biosynthetic process. Gene Ontology annotation, molecular function: acyltransferase activity, transferring groups other than amino-acyl groups. The transcript has a single exon. The record is from RefSeq and is a predicted model, not a curated record. Bases 79 to 1608 code for a protein of 509 amino acids. Gene Ontology annotation, cellular component: membrane. NCBI's taxonomy places the organism in Eukaryota, Fungi, Ascomycota, Sordariomycetes, Sordariales, Chaetomiaceae.
CUUACCGCCCUCGUCACUCAACCUCCCGGCCCAACAUCAUCCUACCGGUAGCCGCUGCGUGACCAUGCCAUUGAUGUCAUGACGAGGGUCGCCGCCAAAGGACCACAAUUCACAAUGUCCUCGCCACCAACGCGCUCGAGCACCGAGGAAAAGCGCGCUAGACACGAGCAACCGCAUGAGCUUGGAGACCUUGAAGCCCUUCAACACGUUGACCAAGCCAGCACCAUAGACGACCGAAAUUCGCGUCGAUGCGUCACUCCCGUCGGCCGCCUCGUGCUGUCCUUGAUUCUUCGCUUCAUCCGCUACCCGUUAACCGGCUCCCUCCGCUUGAGACCGACUUCAUGGCUAGACGGCGUGCGGGGCGUCGCCGCCAUGGCCGUGUACCUCUUCCACGCCAUGGGCUGCUGGGCCUCUGUGGUGCCUGCUUGGCGCGCCGAUGAUGCGCAGACUAGCUUCCUGCAGCUCCCACUUGUCCGCACCAUCUUCGUCGCCGGCGGAGGGGCUGUCUCGGUCUUCUUCGUCCUCUCCGGUUACGUCCUCACUCAGCGGUGCUUGCGCCUCAUACGCGCGGGAUCGGGGCGCGCCGUGUACCCGGCCGUGGCCUCUUCCGCAUUCCGCCGGGGCUUCAGGCUGUACCUCCCGCCGAUCUUGUUGACCUUCUGCGAGAUGCUGAUGUCGCGGCUCGGCUUCCCGCCACCUCUGAACUUCUCGUUUGUGCCCGAGCCCACCCUCCUCGGCCAAUUUUGGGACUGGCUGGCCGAGACCAACCGUCUGGUCAACCCACUCUACAACUUCCGGCGCGCGAUCCGCGGCUCAGUCACGCAUCCGAAGUACGACGCCGUGAUCUGGACGAUUCCCGUCGAGUUCUACGGCUCGAUGGUGUGCUACAUUCUGUUGUCUCUAUUGGCACGCGUCUCGAGUACCGGCCCAAGAAUGGGUUUUAUCGCCGUCUUUUGCGUCCUAAGCAUGGCGUUCGGGUACUGGAACAUCUUUUGCUUCACUGCCGGCAUGUUCGUCGCCGACAUUAACCUGGGCCAGGAGGAAGACGACACUGUCAUCAAGACCGGUCGUCCGCCGCCCAGGCGGACGCUGCUAUGGAGCUCGGCCUUUGCGAUCUCAUUCUACCUGGCCGGCUUCCCAACCCUCGUUUACAAAGAAGGCAGAAUGAAGCCGAUGCCCGGGUUUGAGACUCUGCGCGCGCUCAUCCCGGCGGGCUUGGACAUGGAAGACCCCGCGCGCUUCUGGUGGUCUGUGGCGGGCGCCGUGUUGCUGCUGUCCGUCUCGCAGCUGCCACGGCUCAGGGCAGUCUUUGACACAUACCUCUGCCAGUAUAUCGCAAAGAUCUCCUUCUCGCUGUAUCUGGUGCACGAGUUCUGUAUUGUGCUCUUCGGACUGAGGCUCCAGGGCUUUCUGUUGCGUGUGGCGGGCGUGGACUCGCAGCACAAAGGUGUGGGUUAUUGGAUCAUCUGUCUUGUUUGGUUUGCCCUGUUCACCAUGCCCGUGUUUGCGCUGGCAGCGCAGGUGGAGCGGUGGAUUGAUGUCCCGAGCGUGAAGUUCGCGAAGUGGCUGGAAGAGAGGUGUCUGAGAAUGCACAGAAGUCUGCGUUAAUAAAUGUGUGCAUGUCCCAGCAGUCAUGGCCCACUUAGAUGACGCAUAAUAUAUGAAGGGUACUUGGCUUAUCG